This is a messenger RNA of Striga hermonthica, 1532 nucleotides long. The record is from the annotation of a GenBank genome assembly. NCBI's taxonomy places the organism in Eukaryota, Viridiplantae, Streptophyta, Magnoliopsida, Lamiales, Orobanchaceae.
UGCGGUGGCGCAUGAGAAAACGUAUUUGACGUUGAUGGCAAUGAGACAGGGGGAGAAGGAGUCCUUGAGGAAGUAUGUUGCUCGAUAUAAUCAGACGUGUUUGGAGGUGCACUCGGCCUCAGAUGAGGUGAAGGCGGGAGGACUGAUAAGAAGUCUUCGAGUAGGGCCUUGUCGAACUUCCCUGGCAAAGACCCCUGCUCGAUCAUAUGAGGAGGUCUUGAAGCGUUGCAGGAAGUAUAUUAAUUUGGAGGAAAUAGAGUUAGAGUUCGCAAAGUUGGAAGGAUCGGCUCGACCAGAGCCAAAGAAGGAGCAAAGCCCACCAAGAGGGAGGUCGCUGAGGAGGAGUUUGCCCAAGAGAAAUGGGUCAAAGAAGAUAUCACCCAGGAGGGAAGGUCGAGAUUCGAAGCGAGAGAAGAGGGACGAUAGGCGGCAGGGAAGGCCAUUGUUAUUCGAAAGACAUAGUUACCAUAAUUUUACACCCUUGAAGAAAGAUUUGACUGAGGUGCUCGAAGCUAUAGAGCAGAAGAUGUCGACCGAGGAUGUGACGUGGCCAAAGACAAGGUUCACAGGACCGAGUCAACCCAGAUCGGAUAUAUAUUGUCGAUUUCACCGAGAUUACGGCCAUACCACGGAGAAUUGCAGGCAUUUGAAGGAUGAGAUUGAAAGGUUGAUCCGAGCAGGACAUUUGAAAGAGUUUGUGUAUCAUGAUAGGGCGAAGGAAAAAGGAAGGAGAAGGUGUCGGGAUAAUUCGGAGGAAAGGAGUGAUAGGGAUGAAGAAGGAGAUGACGGAGAGGGCCGAGGUGGUCGAGGAAAAAAUCCAAGAAGAGAUAGAGAUAAAGGGGGACAGGGAGGAGAAGCCCCGAUGAAGAGAGGGACAAUUUACAUGAUUUCCAGAGGGCCAACGGAUGGUGACUCGAAUAGGGCCUUGAAGGAGCAUGCUCGAGCUGUGAAGAGGAAAAGAGAGGAGGUGGGGAUUACGGCUCGUAUGCCGGUGAUAAGUUUUAAUGCGGAGGAUGCCGAGGGAGUGAUCUUACCGCACAACGAUGCUUUGGUGAUAACCGCGGAGGUUGCAGGCUUUGACGUGAAGAGGGUGUUUAUUAAUACCGUGAGUUCGGUAGACGUGAUGUUCUAUGACUGUUUUGUGCAAAUUAAUAAGGAGUUGAAUAUGGAGUUGAAACCGGUGACCAAGACACUUUAUGGUUUUAAUGGAGGAGAGGUGAUGUCGAUGGGCGAGAUAAACUUGCCAGUGGCAUGUAGAGUAGGAGAGCUGAGGAAGGUGCGCAUGGUGAGGUUUGUGGUCGUAGGAGCUGAAUCAUCUUAUAACAUCAUUAUGGGGCGGACAAGCUUGAAUGCGUUCCAGGCGGUCGUAUCCACGUACCACAUGACGAUCAAGUAUCCUGUGGGCGAAAACGUAGGGGAGAUUGCCAGGGAUCAACUCACUUCGAGGAGCUGCUACCAAACAACGGUGAGCAACAACAAGCAACUGGCGAUGAGGCAGGCAAAAUCGAAGGAGGAGGAGAUUAGUCGACCAG